AUGACGAACGAUGACAGCGAUAAGCUAAUUCAUCCCAUGACGGCGGUUCCCGACGCCAUCCGCAUCGUACUGACCGAGUGCGCCCGCGUGCUCCUGCAAAAAUCGGAUUUUGCUCCACCAGUUUUGUCGAUUGAUGCCCAUGUCGAUGGUGGGUCCUUGCUAGGUCAGGUACUUGCCGAGCCAGUUGGCAUGUCUGAACCAGGGUAUCCGCCCUACCGAGCAAGCAUUAUGGACGGAUUUGCCAUUCGAACGACCGAUCGGUUUCCAUCGACUUUUCCAAAUGGAUCUUCCCCGCCGACAACGAAGCAAUGGACCCAUACAAUUGCUGGAAAAGUGUUCGCUGGUAAUACUUCCCAAACAAAAGAUGACACCGGUACCUCACAGACAGUGGACGCGUGUCAGUUACCCACAGCAUACUACCUCACCACAGGAGCCGUCGUUCCUAAUGACUUUGACUGCGUGGUUCCUGUCGAAAAAUGCACCGUCAACAACAAGACAAAUCCGACUUUUGUGAAUAUACAGGCAGUUCCGGCCGACAUCCAAUCAGGUAAAUGGAUCCGCGAUGUAGGUUGCGAUAUACCAGCCGGUAUGGAAAUGUUGCCACGGGGUCACGUUCUGGAUGCCGUCUCCCUGGGUUUGAUACGGCAAUCUGGUUGUGAGCGCGUAAGUAUUCGGCGUCGACCAGUCGUGGGCGUCCUUUCUACGGGCAAUGAGCUACUAGGUGACAAUGUACGCGGGGAACAAUCUCGGCACGGUAUGAUUCCGGAUGUGAAUCGACCCGUUCUGCUUGCCACGUUGAAAUCUAUGGCAAACUGUACGACUGUGGAUUUGGGGUUGGCUCGAGACGAUAGCGUCGACGAUAUGGCAUCCCACCUUCAGUCUGCAUUGGAGCGCUGUGAUGUAGUGAUUACAACUGGCGGAAUUUCCAUGGGAGAAACGGACAUUAUUGAAGAAGUACUAGUGGAACGACUCCAGGGUAAAGUACACUUUGGUCGACUCCUCAUGAAACCUGGUAAGCCCACAACCUUUGCUACGGUUGUGACUGCACCGUCCUCUGGGACCAAGCUAAUCUUCGCCAUGCCAGGAAAUCCUCCGUGCCUCGACUUGCUCCAUCACGGACCGGAUAGUACAGCCGAUACUUACGGAGAGAGUGUGGAAGAACAAAUACACCGCGUUGUGUUGAAUGCCGCAGUCCAUCCAGAAGUUCAGGCAAUUCUCAGUCAGGACAUCAGACUGGAUCAUGAACGACCCGAAUAUCAUCGCGUUCAACUGCGAGAACAAAUGCCGGGAGGAAGCGUUUUCGCGUUUAGCACGGGGGUCCAACAGUCUUCCCGACUCAUGAGUAUGCUUGGCGCCGAUGCCCUUCUCAUUUUACCGCAAGGAACGACGUCCAAAUCAACUGCCAAAAAAGGUGAAACGUACACGGCACUCCUACUUCGUCAUCGCAGUCGCUACCCACAAAAACUCGUGACCGAGGCUCAGCACUUGAAUCCAAUCUCUUCAACGGGAAACAAUAUCCGGAUCGGCGUUGUCUUUGCCGCCCCAAGUGUGCAGUUGUUACUCACCCCUACGCUAGAAGAGAUCACCGAGUCGGUCCAAGCUGCAAUGGCUGGAUCCAAAAAGAGCCACAGCAUAGAAAUAUCCUCCACACAACUGUACACAGGCAGCGCAACCAAAAUUGAGAAUUUUCUUAACUCCAUACCGCUGGAUGUCGAUAUUCUCAUCAUUACUUAUUCAAAACGACAAUUUCGGUAUCAGCUGGCCUUGGCCAAUUCGCUGCGCCAUGCGCUGAUCAAACGUGCCGACUGGAUAGCGUUGCAGGCUCGUCAAGGUUGUGCCGCAUACGAUCCUACCACUGCCGCUUCUGAAAUGGUGGUCGGUUUUUGGGAACGAACGAAAGAAACCUCCUUAUCCGAUGCGAUAGUGGUAUGUUUGCCGGCCGAAGGGGUCGGAGGAUUGUCCCAUGUGCGGGGGGUUCUGCGACAUGCGCUCCGCGUGGCACGCGGGGCCGGUCACUCUGAUGAAGGCUAUCCUCGGAAGGAAAGCUAG
This is a messenger RNA of Phaeodactylum tricornutum CCAP 1055/1, 2049 nucleotides long. RefSeq lists its product with no specific name. NCBI's taxonomy places the organism in Eukaryota, Bacillariophyta, Bacillariophyceae, Surirellales, Neidiaceae. Gene Ontology annotation, biological process: Mo-molybdopterin cofactor biosynthetic process; molybdenum incorporation into molybdenum-molybdopterin complex. The coding region runs from base 1 to 2049 and encodes 682 amino acids. The transcript is spliced from 2 exons. The record is from RefSeq and is a predicted model, not a curated record. Gene Ontology annotation, cellular component: cytosol; cytoplasm. Gene Ontology annotation, molecular function: molybdopterin molybdotransferase activity.